CUGUAGUUGUCUGACUAUUACAUUUAUCUGCGUUAACCACUCCAGUCAACAGAUGGCGAUAUGCGUUUUUCAGGCGAUGCUAUCAGAGUGACGUAUAAUGUAGUGGACGGGACGCUUCUUCAACAACAUCUAGUCAGCCACCUCCGUAGCUUCCUAGCGGAAACAUUCAAGCUGUUCAGACUGCUUCGGUGUAAAUUUACCUCUGUAUGUGAAACAUAAUUCUGUCUUUUAACUAGUUUCCCCAUUUAAUGUCAUAUUUCCGUUUAGUCAGGGAACGGUAGCUGGCUUGAUAAAUGAGCCUAUCACUAGGCUAGUCGCUAACUAGCUAGGUUAGCUGGCUAACAUCCCCGACCAUGAGCUCAGCAAGCUACUGCCCUCCUGCUAAAAAAGAGGUCUGCUGGAAGGAGAAAGAAGGUAUUUGGCUGAACGUUGUCGUGAAAGAGGAGGAUGAAGAGAAGGAUGUCACAGUAAACGAAGAAGUAGAGGGUGAGGCUGUUACAGAGAAAGAAGAGGAAGAAAACGAUGAUACUUUUUUUGGAGUGAAUGAAGGACAGAUAACUGUCAUAUUGAAGGAGGAGGAGAGGGAAGA
Messenger RNA from Salvelinus sp. IW2-2015, 589 nucleotides. NCBI's taxonomy places the organism in Eukaryota, Metazoa, Chordata, Actinopteri, Salmoniformes, Salmonidae. The record is from RefSeq and is a predicted model, not a curated record.